AUGGCAGAGUCAGAAGUAGUGGAAUUGGAUUUGACGAUCGAUGAUUUAGUUCCAAAAAGCCCAGAAAGACUGGCAGAGGAAAAAAAGGAAAGUGGUAACCAUUUAUAUAAAUUUAAAAAUUAUAAAGGUGCAUUAGCUAUGUACGAUGAAGCUAUAAGGUUAUGUCCAGACAAUGCUGCAUAUUAUGGGAACAGAUCUGCUUGCUACAUGAUGUUGGGCAUGUAUAAGAAAGCUUUAGAAGAUGCUCAAAAAGCCGUUGCCCUAGAUGAAGCAUUCACAAAGGGUUACAUUCGUGUUACAAAAUGUUGUAUUGCACUAGGUGACUUAUCUGGUGGGGAGCAGGCAGCUCAGCGAGCCAGUGAACUAGGUGGACCAGAUUGUGUAACAAGUGAACGACGAGCACUAGAAUCAUUGCGCCGAUUGCAUGAAGAUGCGCAACGUGCACUGGAUGCUGGUGAUCAUCGCCGUGUUGUAUUUUGCAUGGACCGCUGCCUUGAUUAUAGCCCUUCAUGCACCAAGGCAAAACUUAUAAAAGCAGAAUGCUUGGCUAUGCUGGGUCGUUGUCAGGAGGCACAGGAAAUUGCAAAUGACUGCCUGAGAUCAGACAGCUUUGACACUGAGGCUAUUUUUGUUCGCGGACUAUGCCUUUAUUUUGAGGACAAAGAUGAACAAGCUUUCAAACAUUUCCAACAAGUUUUACGAUUGGCACCUGAUGACAAGAAAGCAAGGGAAAUAUACAAAAAAGCAAAGCUUCUAAAACAGAAAAAAGAAGAAGGUAAUGAAGCAUUCAAAAUGGGCCGAUGGCAGCAAGCACUGACUCUGUACAACGAGGCGCUGACCAUCGACAAGAACAAUAGAACGGUUAACGCAAAGUUAUACUUCAAUAAAGCGACUGUGUGCGCAAAACUGAAUCAAAUCAAGGAAGCGGCCGAAGCUUGCACGGCUGCUUUGGAGCUGGACGAAAACUACGUCAAAGCGCUACUACGGCGCGCCAAGUGCUAUACCGAGCUCGGAAUGUUCGAAGAGGCGGUGAAGGAUUACGAGAAACUUUACAAAAUCGACAAAAGCAAAGAAAACAAACAGCUAUUGCACGAAGCCAAAACUGCGCUGAAAAAAUCUAAACGCAAAGACUAUUAUAAAAUACUUGGGGUCGAGAAAACAGCUUCGGAAGACGACAUCAAAAAAGCUUACAGGAAACGCGCAUUGGUGCACCACCCGGACAGGCACGCGGACGCGUCGGACAACGAGCGGCGUGAGCAGGAGCGUCGCUUCAAGGAGGUGGGCGAGGCGUACGGCGUCCUCAGCGACCCCAAGAAACGCGCGCGCUACGACCACGGCCAGGACUUGGACGACGGCUGCAGCGGCGCCGAUAUCGACCCCAACGUCGUAUUCCAAACAUUCUUCAACCGUAACCAGAACCACUUCGACUUCCAGACUGGAGGAUUCCCUGGAUCUACAUUUAAUUUCCAAUUUGGC
Messenger RNA from Iphiclides podalirius (scarce swallowtail), 1476 nucleotides. Lineage: Eukaryota; Metazoa; Arthropoda; Insecta; Lepidoptera; Papilionidae. The record is from the annotation of a GenBank genome assembly.